CAACUUCAAUUUCAAUCGUCCACUCUCUCUGUCUCUCUAAAUGGUGACAAACAACCACCGCCACCACAUGGCUUCUUCACCUUCAUUCUUCAAAACUCUCACUCUAUUAUUAUUACUAUCGCAACACUUUUUAACCGUUGUUAUUGCUUUCACACAGAACAUCACAGAUACCAGUCCACCUCCGUCUCCCGUUCCCGACGACGCCGCCACUACCAAUUCUCAACCUCAACACAACGCCUACACGCGAAUAAAACCAAGCGUGGCGAUUCUCGUUUGCGUUUUCACCGUUCUUUUUUCUCUCACCUCUGUUCUGCUCCUCUAUGUAAAACACGUCAAUUAUAUUGCCUCCCCUGGCGAGAUAGGUAGUGUCGAAAACGGCGGAGGUUCGUAUUUUAACGGCGGGAGAAAAAACUCCGGGAUAGACCGUUCGGUGGUUGAAUCGUUACCGAUUUUCAGAUUCGGAUCACUUACUGGUCAAAAGGAUGGUUUAGAUUGUGCGGUUUGUCUCUGUAAAUUUGAAUCCUCGCAAGUUUUACGGUUAUUGCCGAAAUGUAAACACGCUUUUCAUGUGGAGUGUGUUGAUACGUGGCUGGAUGCACAUUCAACUUGUCCUCUUUGCCGUUCUAGAAUCGAUCCUGAAGAUGUUCUUCUCGUAGUGGAAGAUAAAGAUUCAUCAUCAUCAUCAACAUCAGCAACGCCGUACCAGAUUCACAACCAGAAUCAGAAGGACGAAGAAAAUGAAAAUGAAAAUGCUAUGGAAAUUGAAAGAGGAAGAAUGUCAAGAAGCGAGAUUUUGGAGAUUUAUCGAAAGAGGCAUUCGUCGGUAGGGGAAAAGGAAUGGGAACGAGAACGAGAACGAGAAAGGAAGAAAACGGCGUCGUUCAGAUGGUCUCUGGAUAGUUCUAGAAAGAAGAGCGAGAGUAGCAUUGGGCUUGGGCUUGGUUGUUUUGCUGGGCCGAGAAAAGACGGGAUGUUGUUAACGAAAGAAGAGAGUAGCGUGGAGCGGAGAAAGAGGUUGGAACAUAGGAUAAUUGUGUCACCUUCCGUGAGGCUCCACCAGAAUCAACGGUGGAGUGAUGUGCAACCGUGUGAUAUGUUGUAUCUAACUUCAGAGAUGAUGAUAAUGAGUGGUGGAGUAAAGAAUGUGAAUAGGAGGAAUAAUGAGAGUAGUUGGAGUGGCAGGGGAGUAAUUAAUUCGAGAAGUGUGUCUGAAAUCACGGGGCUCAACAGGUUCCAAAGCAACAACACACAACAACACAGCAAUAGUAGUAGUAAUAAUAAUUGUUAGUAUUUCUAAUAAGUAACAUUGAAAUUCAUUUCAUUAGUAAUGGCAGUGUUAUGAUUUUGUUAUUUAAGAGCGAGAGAAGAGAAGCUACUAUGUGUUCUGACUCGACCUGCCACCUUGUUGGUGUAUUUGUAUCUUACCGUAGCAUAGCAUAGCAUUGCCAUUUCUUAUUGAGAGAGGCUAACACAGUUAGAAUAUAAAAGUACUGGUACUUUUUAUAAUGAAUGGAGUGUUUAUUUUGUAUAAUAUUUUAGUGUAUGAUUUUGAAAAUGGCGACGUUUGUUGGAUUUAUUUGGGUGGAAUAGAAGCAGGGAUAUGGAAGGGAUGGAUGGGUGGGGUAAGGUAGAGAGACAUAACUGCGGAUACCAAAGCGGAGAGUGGGGUCGGGGGAUUUGUGGUGCGUGGAAAAGCACGUGAUGUUAAAUGGAGAUCCCUUUGUCCUGUCUUUCGCAGUAAUCAAUUAUUUCUUACCUUUCUCUAUUUCACUCGCUCCAUGCAUCGCAUUCACCAUCAACACAGCAUAGGUACAAACGUACGGACGUAAAGGCUAAAGUUAAGAGUUAGGAUUCGUGUUCUAUUGU
This is a messenger RNA of Vicia villosa (hairy vetch), 1866 nucleotides long. RefSeq names its product RING-H2 finger protein ATL43-like. Lineage: Eukaryota; Viridiplantae; Streptophyta; Magnoliopsida; Fabales; Fabaceae. The transcript has a single exon. The record is from RefSeq and is a predicted model, not a curated record. The coding region runs from base 41 to 1288 and encodes 415 amino acids.